GGGGUUUGAGUGGCUGAGGUAUUUUUUAUUCUUUUUAUUCUUUUAAAUUUUUUAGUUUCUCUCUUUUUUUUUUUUUUUAAUUUCAACCAAUCACAAAGUGACACGUAACAUAUUUAUCCAUCAAAACCGGUUACCAACAGAUUAGGGAUCAAUAGAAGAAAAUCGCCUAUAAAGAUGAAAUAUUGAAUAAAAAUCAAAAGGUGGGAUCAUGGGAAUCAAAUUUUCCUAAAAUAUAUUUGGUUUUUCUUUUUUUUGAAGGGUGACUUAUAUACUUCGUUUCAAUAAACCCCCAGUCGCUCACUUGCUCUCUCAAAGACGGCCUCCACCAUCGCUCAACACCCUCUGACUAUUCCGGCAACGAUUACAGUUUGCAUUUGUUCUUUGCUCAUCUAAACCAAACGCAUAUACUGCUUCUCACUCACGGUCGCACCCGUGUUCGAGUUCGAGUUCAAGUUCAAGUUCAACACAUUACAACAUCUCAAAAAACUGCGUUACAAGCAAGCCAAAAACCCAGGCCUUGCUGCUUCAAGCUACCCGAUUUCUAUAAUCAAUGGCAGAACCUAAAGUCAAAUACGAUCGACAACUUCGGAUAUGGGGUGAGCAAGGACAAGCAGCAUUGGAAAAAGCGACUGUCUGUUUGCUGAAUUGUGGACCUACUGGGUCUGAAACUUUGAAGAAUUUGGUUCUUGGUGGGACUGGCAGCAUCACUGUGGUUGAUGGAUCAAAGGUCGAACUGGGUGAUCUUGGAAAUAACUUCAUGGUGGAUGAAACCAGUCUUGGUGAAUCAAAGGCAAAAUGUGUCUGUGCAUUCCUGCAAGAGCUCAAUGAUGCUGUGAAUGCAAAGUUUAUUGAAGAAGUACCUGAGAAGUUAAUUGAGUCAAAUCCAUCAUUCUUUUCACAAUUUACCUUGGUGAUAGCUACGCAGUUGGUGGAAGACAAGAUGAUAAAGCUGGAUAGAAUCUGCAGGGAGGCUAAUGUGAUGUUAGUAUUUGCUCGAUCUUAUGGCCUAACUGGCCUUGUACGUGUUAGUGUAAAGGAGCACACUGUGAUUGAAUCUAAGCCUGACCAUUUCUUGGAUGAUCUUCGGUUAAAUAAUCCAUGGCCAGAGCUCAAGAGGUUUGUAGAAUCUAUUGAUAUAAAUGUGCAAGAUCCGGUUUCUCACAAGCACAUACCCUAUGUUGUGAUUCUUGUAAAAGUGGCUGAGGAAUGGGCUCAAAGUCACGGUGGUGCCCUUCCAUCAACUAGAGAAGAGAAAAAAGAGUUCAAGGAUCUUCUCAAAUCAAAGACGAUUGGUCUUGAUGAAGAUAACUACAAAGAAGCUGUUGAUGCCUCCUUUAAGCUCUUUGCUCCUCGAGGAAUCAGUCCAAAUCUGAUGCAAAUACUGAAAGACAGUUCUGCUGAAAUUAAUUCCGAUUCAUCUGAUUUUUGGGUGAUGGUGGCGGCCUUGAAGGAAUUUGUUGCUAACGAAGGUGCUGGUGAAGUUCCGCUUGAAGGAUCAAUUCCUGAUAUGACAUCUUCAACAGAGCAAUACGUGAAUCUCCAAAAGGUUUACCAGGCUAAGGCUGAAGCUGACUUUCUUGCUAUGGAGAAGCGUGUGCAAAAUCUUCUGAAGAAUAUUGGUAGAGAUCUGCAAAGCAUUUCCAAGAUGACAGUUAAAGGUUUUUGCAAGAAUGCUAGAAAACUCACAGUAUGCAGAUACCGGAUGGUCGAAGAGGAGCUCAACACUCCUAACCUUUCCGAGUUGCAGAAGUAUUUGACAGAUGAGGAUUAUAGCAUGGCUGUUGGGUUUUACAUCUUGUUGCGAGCUGCAGAUCGUUUUGCUGCCAACUAUAAUAGUUUUCCGGGCCAAUUUGACGGAGAGAUAGAUGAAGAUAUAUCUCGUUUGAAGACUUUAGCUGUAAGCUUAUUGACCGACAUGGGCUGUAGUGGCUCAAUCUUGACCGAGGAUCUCAUUUAUGAAAUUUGCCGGUUUGGAGCUGCAGAGCUCCAUGCAGUCGCUGCUUUCAUUGGUGGGAUUGCUUCACAGGAAGUGAUUAAGCUUAUCACAAAACAAUUUAUUCCCAUGACUGGAACGUUCAUUUUUAAUGCCAUUGAUCACAAGUCUCAAUUAUUGCUCUUAUAGUAAGUGUUUACGCAAGAGUAGCUGUCACGUUGGCACGCAUUUUGGCUACCAUUCUCUUGCAUAAUGUGUAGAAAAGCUUAAAGUAUACUGUCAUAGUUGGGCGAUUCCCAAACUUAGUUGAUCAAUCUUUUGUAGCUUUGAGGGAUACUGGAAUCCUGCAUUCCUUUUUAAACUAACUCUCUCGUUUUGUUGGAGAUGUACAAACCUUCAUUGUAAUUAGUGCUCCGUAAUAUAUAUACUUAACAAGUUACCAUCAGAUCUCAUGGAAAGUUGAGAGCUACUACGUAAAAUGUAUGACUAGAAAGUUGUUACUCUUAUACUUAUUUUUUAUUUUAUUUAUACCGUUUAGAUUUCUAUAUUA
Chenopodium quinoa (quinoa) is the source of this 2483-nucleotide messenger RNA. Its product is annotated as NEDD8-activating enzyme E1 regulatory subunit AXR1-like. Gene Ontology annotation, molecular function: NEDD8 activating enzyme activity. The record is from RefSeq and is a predicted model, not a curated record. Bases 551 to 2122 code for a protein of 523 amino acids. The transcript is spliced from 14 exons. NCBI's taxonomy places the organism in Eukaryota, Viridiplantae, Streptophyta, Magnoliopsida, Caryophyllales, Amaranthaceae. Gene Ontology annotation, cellular component: cytoplasm. Gene Ontology annotation, biological process: protein neddylation.